GCGAAAAAUGACGAAAAAACAUGUCUAGCUUGGAGCAAGUUUGUCGUUUGUGUCUAAAUCCGUGCGAUUCGGACAACGUCGACUUGGAUCACGGAUUUAAUGCGAGAAUGCGCGCCGCUAUUGAGGAAAUUUUUCAAAUUUUGGACAUCGCAGAGACGAAUUUCCCGAAAAAAGUUUGUUUGUUGUGCAAAGAGAAAACGCUCGAGUUCUAUAAUUACUUCACAUUAGUCAAAAGUAACCAGAAUAUCUUGAGAAAUGCACUCGGGAAGAAGGUGGAAACGUUAAAAAUUGAACCAAACACGUCUGAGGAGUCGAUACAAUUUGUUGGGAUCUCAGGUUCGUCGCGGCAAAAACCUUCUCCGGAACAGGAACAAGUCCUCGUCGAAGUCUGUGUCAAAGAAGAAGGCGAAAAAAUCGAUUUUGAUCAACUUUAUGACGAACGAGACCCGGAAGAUUUCCUCCCAGAAGCUGUCAAAAUCGAAGAAAAGCCAAAAUUUGCGAAACCUGUCGCGCCAAAGAAACUUCGCGUCACAAAAUCAUCAAAAUCGAAGUCAACAAAGGACGUUUCUCCCAAAAAAUACAACAAAAAAGGCCAAAAAGGUCAUCGGAGUUGCGAUUUGUGUGGCGCGACAUAUGAAUAUCGCGAGCUUUUGGUGACUCAUAUGAAGCGAAGGCACAUUUUCGAGGAUGUCGAAUGUAAUAUUUGUCAUAAAAAGUUCGAUAAUAAGGUCAAGUUGCAAUCCCACACGGCACAUCACAAUAAAAAGCACAUGUGUGAGAUCUGCAGCAAGUCCUAUGUGUCGCCGAAUCAGCUGAAGAGACAUAUGCAAGUGCACAAAGUCGUUUCCAAUGAUUUUAUUUGCAGUAAAUGUGGGGAGGGGUUUGCGACGAGGAAUUUGUUGGCGGAUCACGUGAGGAAAUCGCAUGAUGGAGACGAUGAUGGGCAGCUUUUUACUUGCAUGUGUGAUAUUUGUGGCAAAAAGUUCUUGGAAGAAAGCAGCAUGAACGUCCACAAAAGAACGCACAACCCAAACAUCAUCAAAGCCCUUUAUUGUCCCGUUAGCACUUGUGGCGAGCGAAUGCGCGAUCAAGCCCACCUUUCGGAACACAUGCAAAUCCACAGCAUCGUCUACAAUUGCACCACCUGCGCUCGCAAGUUCCUCAAUGCCGGCGACUUGGCAGACCACGAAAAAACGCACGAAAACGAGCACCGUCCCUUCGAAUGCCAAAUCUGCCAACGACGUUAUUCCAAUAAGAAUCAACUGAAUGUUCAUGUGAUACGAGUUCAUCGCAAAAACGAAGCAAAUUUGCACGAAUGCGAAUUAUGCUCGAAAACCUUCUUGGCGGCGUGGGAGUUGCGCGUGCACGAACGAAGCCAUUCCAGUGAAAAAAUCGCCAAAUGCCCCAUGUGCGAAAGGUCGUAUAAGAGCACGAACGAUAUUAAGAAACACAUGGCUGUGAAUCAUACGGCAGCACAUUAUCGGUGUCCUGGCACGGGAUGCGAUAAGCAAUUCAAGACAAAGCUGCAUUUCCGGAAACAUUUUAAGAAACAUCAUCCGGAGACUUUUACGUCAGAUACGGCGUUGAAGCAAUAUUGGAUCGAGGACAAAGAGGAAAUGGCAAAUGUGAUGGCGAUUUAUGCGCGAACUUUUUUGAACAGAAACAAGUGAAGAAUUUCAAUAAAUAUAAAAAAUUCUUUAUUAACUAAGUACU
This is a messenger RNA of Culicoides brevitarsis, 1713 nucleotides long. RefSeq names its product zinc finger protein OZF-like. Gene Ontology annotation, molecular function: zinc ion binding; chromatin insulator sequence binding. Gene Ontology annotation, cellular component: chromosome; nucleus. The transcript has 2 exons. The record is from RefSeq and is a predicted model, not a curated record. The coding region runs from base 21 to 1670 and encodes 549 amino acids. Gene Ontology annotation, biological process: regulation of transcription by RNA polymerase II. Lineage: Eukaryota; Metazoa; Arthropoda; Insecta; Diptera; Ceratopogonidae.